UUUCGUACUCACACAAACUCACACAAAAGAGAAAGUCCUAGAGAGUUCUUUACGUCUCUGUAACCAUAACAUAAGAUAAAAAAGAGGCUAUCAACUUUAGCUGGCCAAUCAAAAACGAACACGUUACUGACUUGAAUUUGAACUUAUAUAAAGCUUGACCAAGACAAGCACAUGAUACAUAGCCUGUCUCUGAAACGGUUUGAUUGGUUAGAUUCUUAAUCACCAAAGCCCUGAAAAUGUUAAAAAUAAAUAUCCUGAAAAAUGUGCUUGCUUUCUUCGUGAUUGCUACAUUACCGCUAACGGAUGCAGAUGAUGACAGAUGUCCUGAUGAGGGUUGGUUUUAUUUCAAUGAUCUAUGCUACAUGACCAGCAAUCAAGAGGAAACUUGGCCAGAUGCAAAAUCUUUUUGCGAAAGUGUUGAUGGAUCUUUGAUACAAAUUUUCGACGAUGACGUUGUUAACGACAUACCAAUCAAGGAUAUCAAUCACGUAUGGAUAGGUUUACAUAAACCAGACCCUAGCAACAACGAAUGGAGUUGGAGUGAUGGGUCUGAAGCCACUUUUUUCAAGUGGGAUGUCGGUCAGCCUCAGAAUGAAGGAGAAAACUGUGUAGCAGCCAUUACCUUGGACAAAUGGCAUGAUUAUCCGUGCUCCUCAAAGUUCAAAUUUGUCUGCAUGAAAGCGUCUUCAGAAUUUUAAUACAUCAAGCUCCGACGAAAUUUCUAGCACUUGAAUUUUGAGUAAAUUGUCUGUUUCAGUGGACAUUUGUUUAAAGAUUUACAGUGGUAAAUAAUUUAAGCUCUAUUUGCAAGUGUCGUCGAAGUUUCGAUCCAAAGAUCAUUUGAUGCUGAAAGAAAAAAAAAAAGAAAAAAAAAGAAGUGUUAAGAAAUUCGUUCAUAUGGGGUGGAUGAUAUAAAACCGACAAAUAAAAUUGCCCAUCCCUCGCUUUA
Physella acuta is the source of this 949-nucleotide messenger RNA. Its product is annotated as C-type lectin. The record is from RefSeq and is a predicted model, not a curated record. Lineage: Eukaryota; Metazoa; Mollusca; Gastropoda; Physidae.